AUGAUCGUUCUUCUCUUCCGUUGGAGGAGAAUUUAUGUUGAUGCGGUUAAUUCCCUGGGCCAGACUGCACUUUUUGUUGCAGCAUUAUUAGGCCUUACGAAAUUAGUUGAUGUUCUGGUGGAUUAUGGAUCAGAUCCAAAUCACCGCUGCUUUGAUGGAAGCACUCCUGUUCAUGCAGCAGCAUUUUCAGGCAAUCAGUGGAUUCUCAGCAAACUGCUGGAUGCAGGGGGUGACCUUCGACUGCAUGACGAGAGGGGUCGAAACCCGCAGACCUGGGCCCUGACAGCAGGGAAGGAACGCAGCACUGCGAUGGUGGAGUUCAUGCAACGCUGUGCCUCACACAUGCAGGCCAUCAUACAGGGUUUCUCAUAUGACCUCCUGAAGAAGAUUGAUUCCCCUCAGCGGCUCAUCUGCAGCCUACCCCGGUUUGGUGGUCUCAUACAGGGAAACCCUAAUGGCUCUCCUAACCGACUGCUUAAAGCUGGAGUCAUUUCUGCACAAAAUAUCUACAGCUUUGGCUUUGGGAAGUUUUAUCUGACAGGGGGAGCGCAGCUGGCCUAUCUAGGAUCUCUCCCAGUAAUUGGAGAAAAGGAAGUGAUUCAAGCUGAUGAUGAGCCUACUUUCUCUUUCUUCAGUGGCCCCUACAUGGUCAUGACCAACCUGGUGUGGAACGGGAGCAGGGUCACAGUGAAGGAGCUGAAUCUCCCCACCCACCCUCACUGCAGCAGGCUUAGGCUGGCUGAUUUGUUAAUUGCAGAGCAGGAGCACAGCAGCAAGCUGCGGCACCCUCACCUGCUGCAGCUGAUGGCUGUGUGCCUAUCCCAGGACCUAGAGAAGACCCGUCUUGUGUAUGAGCGCAUCACUGUUGGUACACUGUUCAGUGUCCUCCACGAACGGCGGUCCCAGUUUCCCGUGCUGCACAUGGAGGUGAUUGUGCACCUGCUGCUCCAGAUCUCUGAUGCCCUGAGAUACUUGCACUCCCGAGGCUUCAUCCACCGCUCCCUCAGCUCCUACGCCAUCCACAUCGUCUCCACGGGGGAAGCAAGGCUAACCAACCUGGAGUACAUGAUGGAAAGCCAGGAUGGACGUAUACACAGGGACCUGACUCGAGUGCCCCUCCCAAUCCAGCUGUACAACUGGGCUGCCCCAGAGGUGAUCUUACAGAAGGCAACCACAGCGAAGUCAGACAUUUACAGCUUUUCUAUGAUCAUACAGGAGAUUUUAACAGAUAACAUACCCUGGAAUGGCUUAGAUGGCUCAGUUAUUAAAGAAGCCAUAGUCUUGGGAAAAUAUUUAGAAGCCGAUGUCAGGCUUCCAAAACCUUACUAUGAUAUCGUUAAGUCAGGCAUCCAGGUCAAGCAGAAAGACCGAACUAUGAACCUUCAAGAUAUCCGGUACAUUCUGAAGAAUGACUUAAAGGAUUUUCUUGGAACACAAAGAACUCAGCCAACUGAGAGCCCCAAAGUGCAGAGAUACGAACUCCAUCCUGAUGUCAAUGUCUAUCUAGGACUGACAUCAGAACAUCUGAAAGAGACCCCUCACUUGGAAAUAAAAGAGCUGAAGGAAAUGGGCAGUCGGCUUCAGUCACCCAGGGGUCCCUCUUCUCCCACUGGGAAAGCAGCACCAGAUCCUCGGGUCCUAGGUCCAAGUAUGGUGGCUAACGAGACUCAGAACCAAGACACUGCUUCUCCUGCCUGCUCUGUGGUGGAAGAGGCUAGGAGCCCCAGCCCAGGGCAGACAAGCCUCUGUAGCUUCGAAAUCAAUGAAAUCUACUCAGGCUGCCUGGACAGGGGGAAUGACAAAGAGGAGGAACCCCCAGGAGCUGGUUCAUCUUUUGAGGAGGCUGGACCAAGCCAGGCAGAUGAACUGAAGUCCAUGGAAGAAGAGUUGGAAAAGAUGGAGAGAGAGGCAUGCUGCUUCUGUGAUGAGGAUGAGAGCUCUUCAGAAGCUGGCACAGAGCUCUCCUUUGAGGACUGGGAUUGGCAAAAUGAUUCCCUUAGUUCACCCAGCCUGCUUGAGGCAGCCACGGGCAGUGUGGGUAAUAGGCGCUUGACUGAGGAGUACAUCAGUAAGUGUGUGCUGAACCUAAAGAUUUCACAAACAGUAAUGCAUCAGAAUGCCCAUUUGCUCAGGAAUAUCCAACAGAAAAUUGAUAAGCUUGAGAUGAUACAGAAGGAGCAGGAGGAGUGCAGGUCUUUGUGGGCUUCUUCAAGAGAAUUUGCAAACAUCUAUGACUUUCCUUCAGCUGUGGGCCCCCCAGCGUCCAGCUAUGUACCUCCUGUCAUGCAGCUGUCAGGAGGCCAGUGGCUGGACACCAGUGGCAAUUGCCUAACACUGACAAGACCUUCUAUAGUGAGAGACUUCCAAGGGGGACAUUUUGGCAAAAAGUCCAGGAAAAAAAGUGACUGUGGCUGGAAACCUGUCACCCAAGUCUCUGAAGAAAGCACUGGGGAUCAGUCAGAGAAGAGCCAUCAGCUGCCAACUUUUUGUGGACCUGGAAAAGAGAGCCCUUGUGAACAAUCACAGCCCACUCAAGGAGCCAAGCACAGUUUGGAAAGAAACAGGAGCCCAAAUACCAGCAGCCAUGGAAGGCCUAAAGAGUCCAGUGCCCGAACCAGGCUGACUCAGUUUAAUAGCGCACUUGUCACUGUGUCAAGCCACCCCAAGGGACCUCUCCUGUUGGCUAGCCCUGACCAGGGCUCUAUGAGGAUGAGUCUGGAAUCUAUAUCUUCUGAAAUCUGUAAUGUGAGGUUAAGAAAUAAUGAAGAUGAUGGAGAUGUACACUUAAAAUGGAAAAUGGAGGUGAAAGAAAUGGCAGAGAGAGCAGCUACUGGGCAGCUGAUGGUACCACCGUGGCAUCCUCAGAGUAGUAUGACUCUAGAGGGUGAGGCUAAAAAUGAGCCUGAUUCCCUGCUACAGCUCCUGAUGAGGGACCCUGAGAAAUUGGGCUGGCAGUGCACUGUAGAGUAUCCCAGGAAAAAUGAUGAGCCAGGAGGAAAUUGCAAAUGUGACAAAAUGGACAACGGUGACUGUGACAGUGAUCAGCAUGGCAGAAAGCCUGGACCUCAAAGCUUCAUCAGUAACAGGCACCUGUCUCUCAGAAAAAAUGAGCAGCCAGAGCAUAGUGAAGUCUUUCAAGCAAGUUCUGAUGCGUCUGUGGUCAUUGAGAAAUCUUACAGCGAUCAGUCCAUGCGAUCAACUUGUUCACCAGAGUCUUCUGAGGACAUAACAGAUGAAUUUUUAACUCCAGAGCAUGAAUAUUUUUAUUCCUCGACUGCUCAAGAAAACUUAGCUCUAGAGACCUCCAGUCCCAUAGAAGAGGACUUUGAAGGAAUACAAGAUGUAUUUGCCCAACCUCCAGGCUCUGGUGAAGAAAAUUUCCAAAUGAGAAAAAGCCUUGAAAGGAAUGCUGAGAUUUUGACUAGGUCUCAAUUCCAACCUAUACAAAGUACUGAAGGUGAACAAGAGGAGACAUUAAAGGAAUCACCAAAGGAGCUGAAAGACAAAGACAUAUCACUGACAGACAUUCAAGACCUGUCUAGUAUCUCCUGUGAACAAGAUAGUUCUUUUAAGAAAGUCUCAUGUAAAACACCCAAAGUAAACCAUGCACCUACCAGUGUCAGCACUCCGCUCAGCCCAGGGUCAAGUUCUUCACCUGCCAGUGGGUAUAAAGACUGCCUUGAAAAUAUCACAUUUCAGAUUAAAACAGGGUCUACCUCAUGCUGGAACAGUCAGGAAUCUGUUCAAACUUCGUCUGAUAGAUUUACAACUGUUCGAGAGAAAGCAAAGAGCCUAGACUCCUUUCUUACUUCCUCUGAAACUAUCCCUUCAAAAUUGACCAGUCUUAAAAGAUUGUCUGCAUUUACUGGGGCCAGUUCCUCCAGCGUUGCUAAGUUACCUGACUCAUCAUCCCAUGCCACCCAGAGGAGCUUGCCCAAAGCACUAGUAGAAGCCAUUUCACAGCGUCACAUUGAUGAGCUACCACCACCAUCUCAGGAGCUGCUUGACGAGAUUGAGCACUUGAAGCAGCAGCAGGCCACAUCCACAAUGUUGGGGGAGAACACAGCAAGUCAUCUGGGCAUCACUGCAAAUGAUGAAAGGCAUUUAGAAGACCAAGAAGCUAACAGUAAAAAAGAAGAUAGUAGUAUGCUUUGGACCAGAGAAACUCAGGAUCUAGGAGAGGACACAGAAAGGGAGGCAAAUAUCAAGGAUCAAGAAGCUGGUGAAAAGAAGAGAAAAGGGGAAGAAAAGAUCAAAUCAGAGAGAAGGAAGUCAGACAGCUUUUUAGGAACUUCUGAAGAAGAGGAACUAAAACCCUGUUUUUGGAAGCGACUGGGUUGGUCUGAACCAUCCAGGAUAAUCGUGCUGGAUCAGAAUGACUUGUCAGAUUGAUGGGAAUUGGAUCACAGGUGGACUCCUGGCCAGAGUUUGAGCAUCCUGCUUGUGAGCUCCGGUCUCUCCUCAUCUACUUCAGUCACCAUCAGGGCAGUGAUUCUGUAGCUCAUGCUUUGUUCAGCUGCCACAAUAGACAGAACCACUGGUCCUGUUUGUAGCACAUUUAACAAUUUGUUUUUAGUUCAGAUUUCUGAAAAGUGAAAGGUAGCUUUUGUUGUAAACUUUCUCAAUGUUUCCAGAAUGGCUUUUGGUUUUGUUGAUUCAGAUUUUUGAAAACUUUAACUCUUGUUAUAUAAUAAAAUGUUUACUUUUAAUACCA
Messenger RNA from Nyctereutes procyonoides (raccoon dog), 4714 nucleotides. It is a transcript of the gene TEX14, whose product is annotated as testis expressed 14, intercellular bridge forming factor. Gene Ontology annotation, cellular component: midbody; kinetochore; intercellular bridge. Gene Ontology annotation, molecular function: protein binding; protein kinase activity; ATP binding. The record is from RefSeq and is a predicted model, not a curated record. The transcript has 31 exons. Bases 1 to 4392 code for a protein of 1463 amino acids. Gene Ontology annotation, biological process: attachment of spindle microtubules to kinetochore; mitotic sister chromatid separation; intercellular bridge organization. Lineage: Eukaryota; Metazoa; Chordata; Mammalia; Carnivora; Canidae.